Molecule: messenger RNA, 1722 nt
Organism: Homarus americanus (American lobster)
Lineage: Eukaryota; Metazoa; Arthropoda; Malacostraca; Decapoda; Nephropidae
Product: WD repeat-containing protein 73-like
Exons: 5
Coding region: 229-1296 (355 amino acids)
Biological process (GO): cytoplasmic microtubule organization
Cellular component (GO): spindle pole; cytosol
Molecular function (GO): protein binding
Source: RefSeq, a predicted model, not a curated record
AUGGUGAUGUACCCAAGUAGAAGGAAGUAAUAGCACGGUCGCUACGCGUGUGUCCGCACAUCAUAAAAAAAAAUACUUAACGUAGUUGGGUACGAACAUUAACUCCCGUGACGUCACAACCACAACAUAAACACACAUUAACUCCCGUGACGUCACAACCACAACAUAAACACCCAACUAUUAAUACACAAUGGUGACAUCACUUACUGCUUGAGUCAAUAUUAUAAGAUGGAAAAGUUUGAUAGUGAAGAAUCAGAUGACGAGUGGUUCUUUGAGUCAAUUAAGAGAUAUGAGGACUUGUUAAUGUAUGAUGUGCAAGGUUUUGUCACCUGUGCAACCUUCUCUGGUGAUGACAGGCUCCUUCUGGCUGUUUCUAGAGAACACCUUCAUGAAGUGUGGGAGCUGAGCAUUCCAGAUAAAGUGGUUGCGAGAAAAGACGCUGGCCUUGUUCGGAACCGAGAUUUUACUCUUUUAGCAGCUGGUUACACAGGGAGUCUGGUGAAGCAGAUGUUGUAUGUGUCGGCAGGUGUAGUAACUUCGGGAUCAUGUGGCAUAUACUUAUAUUCCAUCCCUCAGUCCAAGGAUGAAUCAGAUGUGAUCAGCUUAAAUAGCAUCUUGAGAAGUGAUGUGAAGGAUGCCACCUUGGCUCUCUCCGGUGCUACUGUUUACUCUGGUACAUCUCUCUCAAGUAUCUCCAGUUUUAAUCUGAACUCACAGGCAGCAUCAGAUCUCCCAGAAAUUUGUAAUAACACCACAAAUAGCAGUACCUGGGGGUGUAAUGAUAUGAUAAGCAACAUGUCCUGUGUGAGCGAAAAGCUGUUCAUAGGUCUAAGAGACAAAGGAAAUGUACUCUUAUGUGAUCCAAGGACUGGGAGAGUUGCACAAGAAAUAGUGGUGCCAGAAAGUUCAGGUGAGACUUGGACAAUGGAUGUUAGUUGUGAUGGAGGCAGUGUAGUCAUUGCUAACUCCUGUGGUGUUUUAAAUGUUUUUGAUUUGAGAAAUAACAUUAAAUCAAUUUUUGCAACUUCCAUGAAGGUGCAGAAAAAGAAAGUGGUAAACCACAGAGUGUGCAUCAGCCCUGGCGACUCGUUGUUAUCGGUGUCUGGUUAUGACAAACAUAUUCAGGUUUUUAACUUAAAAAUUCCUGAAACAAAUGGUGAAAGUAUAUUCAGUCAUGAUGGCCAUAGAGGACAUAAUGUACAAAAUAUUGUAACACAUUUAUGGCACCCAACACAGAAAAAACUCUUGUUCUCAGCUGAUGACACAGGUAAGCUUCAGGCUUGGAGAUUUAAAUAGAAGAAAUCCUACAAGACAAUACAGUACAGCAUAUACCACUUGUUUUUCAUAACUUAAUACAAGUGAUCAAUGGACAAGCAACAGUUACCCAAUAACUAUGGAUAAAUGCCAUUGAAAAUCAAAUAUUACAUUAAUAAUGUGAUAUGAUAAAUAAUUAAUAUGAUGGAAAUACUGUAAACAGUGUGUGCCAAACACAGUGUUUUAUUUUUUAGUUCUUUAGACAUUAAUGAGCUGAUGAGUGCACAUGAACUAAUGUGGAAAGCACUGUAUGGUGUACCAAAUGUGAUAUUUUAGUUUAAUGGUGGUGGGAGGUGCAACACAUUAACCUAACCAGGUGUGUUGGCUUCCAUCUUAUGUAUAUCAACAAGAUAAGGUACUGUGCAAGAAUUGAAGUUAAACAUUUUUUUUAAUAAAAUAAUAAUCUUA